AAACACCGAUCGCUGUACGGGACCUCUGUGUGAGGUCCCGAUCAUGUGAUCACUGAUUGGCCAAUCAGUGAUCACAUGAUCGAGACCACUCACACAAAGGUCCCAUACAGCGAUCGGUGUUGCACUGUUCUUCCGGGCACAGCGGGCACCGGAUCGCGAUGCCGCACACUCCAAGGGAGUGCGCACAAUCCAAAAUGGCGGCGCCGUUUAUGAACAGAAACCCACCCCUGCACUGCCACCGUCAGGCCGUUUAUAUACAUGGAC
This is a messenger RNA of Staurois parvus, 264 nucleotides long. The record is from the annotation of a GenBank genome assembly. Lineage: Eukaryota; Metazoa; Chordata; Amphibia; Anura; Ranidae.